Messenger RNA from Oncorhynchus gorbuscha (pink salmon), 3470 nucleotides. Its product is annotated as sorting nexin-27-like. Gene Ontology annotation, molecular function: phosphatidylinositol-3-phosphate binding; protein binding. Lineage: Eukaryota; Metazoa; Chordata; Actinopteri; Salmoniformes; Salmonidae. The record is from RefSeq and is a predicted model, not a curated record. Gene Ontology annotation, cellular component: early endosome. The transcript has 13 exons. The coding region runs from base 77 to 1771 and encodes 564 amino acids. Gene Ontology annotation, biological process: signal transduction; intracellular protein transport.
CGAGGAGCUAGGCUGAGCGUAUUUCUACUUGUUGUUUUGAAACCGCUAAACACCGACCGGAGGCAUUGAGUAGAAGAUGGCGGAUGUUGAAGGCGAUGAAAUUAAGUCGGCUCUCCCUUCGGCUUCCCGUAAUGGACCCGCUGCAGGUUCGGUAGUCGGUACCGGAGUCCAAAAUGCUACCCAAGUGACGUCAGGUCCACGAAUGGUUAGAAUUGUAAAGUCGGAAUCAGGAUAUGGAUUCAACGUUCGUGGACAAGUUAGCGAAGGAGGACAACUGCGAAGCAUCAAUGGGGAAUUGUAUGCACCUCUUCAGCAUGUCAGUGCUGUUUUGCCUGGAGGGGCAGCGGACCGAGCUGGCAUAUCAAAGGGUGACAGGAUUCUGGAGGUUAAUGGUGUGAGCGUGGAGGGGGCCACCCACAAGCAGGUGGUGGAUCUGAUCCGGGCCGGGGAGAGGGAACUGGUGCUUUCUGUGCUGUCUGUGCCGCCCCAGGAGGCAGACUGUCUUGAGGCCGGGGAUGAGAGCGCCGCCCAGCUCAGCUAUGACUACAGCGACAAGCAGGCCGUGCCCAUCUCCAUCCCCACAUUCAAGCACGUGGAGCAGCACGCCGAGAGGUUUGUGGUGUACAACGUGUACAUGUCGGGCAGGCAGCUGUGCUCCAAGCGCUACCGGGAGUUUGCUAUCCUGAACCAGAACCUGAAGAGGGAGUUUGCCAGUUACACCUUCCCCAAGAUCCCAGGGAAGUGGCCCUUCUCCCUGUCUGAGCAGCAGCUGGACACACGCCGCAGGGGCCUGGAGGAGUACCUGGAGAGAGUUUGUUCAGUACGGGUGAUUGGUGAGAGUGACAUCAUGCAGGAAUUCCUUUCUGAAUCAGAUGAGAAUUACAAUGGCAUUUCAGACGUGGAGCUGCGGAUAGCCCUGCCAGACAAGACCAUCAUCUCUGUCAGGGUGCGCAAGAACAGCACAACUGACCAAGUCUACCAGGCUUUAGUGAUGAAGGUUGGUAUGGACAGCAUCAUGGCCAGCUACUUUGCCCUCUUUGAAGUCAUCAACCACUCCUUUGUGCGAAAACUGGCCCCCAACGAGUUUCCCCACAAGCUGUACGUGCAGAACUACACGUCAGCUGUGCCGGGCACCUGUCUGGCCCUCCGCAAGUGGCUUUUCACUUCUCAGGAGGAGGAACUUCUCAGGGACAACCCGCUGGCUGUCCACUACUGCUUCCACCAGGCAUUGGAUGACGUGAAGAAGGGAUUCAUCAAAACAGAAGACAAUUCUUACCAGCUGACGAAACUGGCAGAGCAGCGCAAGAUGGCCAUGUACCUGAGUCUGCUGCGCUCCUGUGAGGGCUACAACGAGGUCAUGUUCCCCCACUGCGCCUGUGACUCCCGGAGGAAGGGCCACGUCAUCACGGCCAUCAGCAUGCACCACUUCAAACUGCACGCCUGCACAGAGGACGGCACGCUUGAGAACCAGGUGAUAGCGUUUGAGUGGGUGGAGAUGCAGCGCUGGGACACUGACGAGGAGGGCAUGGCGUUCUGCUUUGAGUACGCCAGGGGAGAGAAGAAACCUCGCUGGGUCAAGAUCUUCACACCAUAUUUCAACUACAUGCACGAGUGCUUCGAGAGGGUCUUCUGUGAGCUCAAGUGGAGGAAACGGGUUGAAGAGGAGGCCUCUGACAAAGACAACCAGAACUGCAGUAACAACGAAUAUCUCCCUGCUCUGGAGACACAGAAGGGAUGGCGCCAUCUAGGGGGCGAGAUCGCCACAUCCUAAAUACUCCCAGAACCAGAAUCGGUCCACUCACGCCAUCACAGCCGCAACCGAGGUUGACAUCUGCAAAAGAAACAAAAAAACUAAGAACUUAGGUGAUCCACUCCCCAAAUGACAACUGGAAACUGAUUUUAAAAUCACACAAACCCAGGAAUUCUCAGAUAGACGACGAGCAAUGAAGGAAAAAAAACAUUAAUGUCAUUACUAGAUGUUCAUAGAAUAGCAUAUACUUUUUCCUCCAUGCAUCACCCCUCCGACAUGGGGCGGGACACUAGCUGAGUUCUGCCACCCCACUGGUUGAAGAAACAGAACAGUACAGUUCGAUUGGUCAAGGUUCACACCAGUCUGCGUGCGAUCAACCGAUGAAACGCCAGUGAGGAAGCCAGCCGACGUCUGCGACGUGAUUGUGACGGCCAGCUCUGCCACACGUUUGGUCUGGGCAAAUGCUUUCAAUGUGCCUCUGGUCUACUGAACUACAAGCUGACAUGCUGGGAAACGAAAUGGAGGGUGGGCGGGACACCAUUGUCACUGGCAAUGGUUUUCCCUGAUGCUGGACAUUAUUAGAUGGAUUAGGUUUUCUGGAUAAGGGGGGGUAAGAAACCUUUUGUUUAUCUGUCAAAAGCUGUAGGCUAUAAAAACAAUUGUUGCACAACAUAAGCUUCCAGUAAUUAGUUGUGUGGUUAACCUAACAAAUUACUGUCAGCUUAUCUAUACGUGUGUGCAACUCUAAUUUUAUAGCCUAUAGUUUACUCGCUGUUAGUCAGCACAUCUUCUAACUUUUUGGGCACCAGCUUAUGCUUUUCAAAAGCAUAGGAAACUAAAGUAACUGACUGGAGAUGCAAGGGGUUAUUGUGUUUUGUUCAUUAAAACAAUACAGCUAUGUUUGAGAAAAAUCUGCUAAAGUGAUAUAUUAAUAUAAGAGCUCAACUAAUUCCUUAUUCUAACUGUGUGGAAAGCUUCCUUCUUGGCUUCUCAUUCUUGCUCUAUUUUUCACAUUUUCUAACCUAGCUAACACACUAGUCUAGAAUGAUGUCUGUUGGCAGUUCACCAAAAGACUGAACAUUUUAUCACCUUAAAAUGUUUGUGGUGAUUCAGCAGAAAUUCCAAGUUCUGAGGUAAAAUUGUGUUUUUCAUCAAAGCGGUGUUGCCAUCUAUUGAAGGAAGUCGGGGUUUGACCUUGUGAACUAAACGUUCAGAGAAACUAGAAACCAGCUAAUAUUUCCCCCACUCUGAAUAUUGAUCAACAAACAGACCGGGAUGGAAGUAGUGUGUUGGGUGCAGUGCAUAUUGCCGCCAGCAGAGAGCGGUAGAGUACUACUAAAGUACUAUGUACUACUGAGACAGUAUUGAGCAGACAUGACAGAGAUUGCUCCGCUGGGCUCUGUAAAUCAACCACUAAGUACUGCUCUACAGUUUGACCAUUACCCGUGUGUGUGUGCACCAGUGUACGUGUGUGUCUGCGUAUAAGUGGGACCAUGGCCACAGUUAUGAUGCAUGUUGUCUCUCUGCCCCUCAUUGCACCUUGUCUAUCCAAACGGUCACAGUAUUAAGGGGGUGUGAGCAUGGGGCAUAUUCGUUACGCCAAUUCUGUUGCAAAACCUGUCUUACACGGAAUGAAACUGAGAGGGACCUACGAGAGAGAGAGAGAGAGAGAGAGAGAGAGAGAGAGAGAGAGAGAGAGAGAGAGAGAGAGAGAGAGAGA